AUGGAGUUUGUUUCAAACGGCACUACUCUUCUAUGGUUAACAGCCAUGAUCCCACAGUUAAAGCCUCCUCUCUGCACCCAGUUUAGCAGCAACUGUGAAUCAGCAACACCGGCCCAACUCUUCGUCUUACUAACCUCUUUUGGGCUCAUAUCAAUUGGUGCUGGUUGCAUCAGACCAUGUUCGAUGGCCUUUGGUGCUGAUCAAUUGGACAAGAAAGGCAAUCCCAAUAAUGAGAGGAUAAUACAGAGUUUCUUCAACUGGUACUAUGCAUCAAUAGGUGUUUCCACAUUUCUAGCGUUGACAUUAAUAAUCUAUAUUCAAGAUCAACUGGGUUGGAAAGUGGGUUUUGGUGUUCCUGCACUUUUAAUGGUGUUUUCAACUCUCAUGUUCUUGAUGGGUUCUAAUCUUUACGUUAAAGUGAAGGUCGAGAAGAGCUUGUUUACUGGCUUUAUUCAAGUGAUUGUGGCUGCUCUUAGAAAAAGAAACCUUAAUAUACCAGACAACAAUCUGGAGUACUAUCAGCGCCUAGAUACAAAUAUCUACAUUACUCCAACUGACAAACUAAGGUUUCUUAACAAAGCUUGCAUCAUUGAAAAUUCCGAGGACUUAAAACCGGAUGGAACAGCUUCAAAUCCAUGGAAACUCAGCAGCAUAGACCAAGUAGAAUCACUUAAAGCACUACUAAGAAUUAUCCCUAUGUGGUCCACUGGCAUCAUUGUUCUAGUUAGUUUGAACCAAAAUUCAUUUACUGCACUCCAAGCCAAGACUAUGGAUCGCCACGUCACUUCACACUUCCAAAUUCCAGCUGGAUCAUUCACAGUGUUUGCCAUUGUCACACUAACAAUAUGGGUUGUCAGUUAUGACCGUGUAAUAGUUCCAAUUCUAGGAAGAUUUACAGGAAAUCCAGGCGGGUUCAGUCCUAAAAUUCGGAUGGGAAGUGGGUUGAUACUUUCUGCAGUGGCUAUGGCAGUAUCAGCAAUUGUGGAGAGCAUUAGGAGGAAAACUGCCAUAGAUGAAGGGUUGGUUGAUAAGCCUAACAUUGUGAUGGACAUGUCUGCUAUGUGGCUAAUACCACAAUUUUGCUUGCUUGGGUUGGCUGAGGCUCUGAAUGCAAUUGGGCAGAUAGAGUUUUAUUACUCACAGCUUCCUAAGAGCAUGUCUAGCAUUGCCAUAGCUCUCUACACACUUGGAAUGGCUGUUGCCGAUAUGUUUAGUGGUGUUUUAGUGAAAAUUGUUGAUGAGAUUACAAGGCAAGAUGGGAAAGAGAGUUGGCUGUCAAAUAACCUGAACAAGGGUCACUUGAAUUAUUUCUAUUGGCUUAUUACCAUACUCUCUGUGGUCAAUUUUGGUUCUUUUCUGGUGUGUUGUUGGGCUUAUGGACCUUCCAGGGACGGGAAGAAAGUGCCCUCGAAAAUAAGACUAGAAAGAAAAGAAGAUACAUCGCCACUAAUUUGAUAUGCAUAUUUGCAUUUUUGUUUCGAAAAUUGUAUUUAAGAUACUUGAGAUGGGAUUGCAAUUUGUGAUAUGAAUUUU
Molecule: messenger RNA, 1533 nt
Organism: Pistacia vera
Lineage: Eukaryota; Viridiplantae; Streptophyta; Magnoliopsida; Sapindales; Anacardiaceae
Product: protein NRT1/ PTR FAMILY 1.2-like
Exons: 3
Coding region: 1-1455 (484 amino acids)
Biological process (GO): transmembrane transport
Cellular component (GO): plasma membrane
Molecular function (GO): transmembrane transporter activity
Source: RefSeq, a predicted model, not a curated record